This is a messenger RNA of Staurois parvus, 840 nucleotides long. NCBI's taxonomy places the organism in Eukaryota, Metazoa, Chordata, Amphibia, Anura, Ranidae. The record is from the annotation of a GenBank genome assembly.
AUGGCUGCCCGUGAUACGCCGUGGGGACCUCGGAACGCAGCCGGGCUGCUGCUGCUGCUCCUGCUUCAUCUCAGCGCGGCCACCAGGCAGACUCCGUCUGAAGUAGUGGAAGAAAGUACAGAAUCCAUACCCACUGCUUCUUCUGCUACUCCUAAUAUUGUAGAAGACUCCGCAUUUACAAAACGCAUCACAAAUCUCACAACUGCUAGAAAAAACCAGAGUGAAAAUCAAAGUGAAUUGAGUGUAAAAACAAGUACUCAUCCACAUGUCACCAUUGUUUCCUCGGCACCAACACAGAAAAACACCACUCAGGUGGCAGAGAAUGGGGGGAUUUCCACAAUACCUUUCCUCAGUAAAUGGGUAAAACUAAAAACUUCAGCUGAUCAUACAGAUGAACCAACGACUGACAGCCUGAUUGACACAAAACAUGUAGUUGGCACUAACUUGCCAAACACAAAGGAAUAUGAUGAAGAUGACGGCUAUGGCCUUGAAAAGGAAGAUGACAUAUCCAAAAAUAAGGACACCUUAGACAGAGCUGAAACAAAUUACAAAGAGCCCGGUGAUGUAAACUAUGAUUCAGAUUCCAAUGAUUAUGAACUUAGACCUGAUGAGAACAAUUAUGAUCAAGACAGUCACUUCUUUUUGCACUUGGUUCUAGUUGGACUUUUAAUUGCUGUGGUGUAUAUUGCUUACCACAACAAAAGAAAGAUCUUCCUUUUGAUCCAGAAAAGAAGAUGGAGGGACAGCCUGUGCUCAAAGAAUGCAGGUUAUCGUCGUCUGGACCAGAAUGUGAAUGAAGCAAUGCCUUCCCUUCAAAGAACCAAUAAUUAUAAAUUUUAA